UUGUUGAAUUUGGCUCUUUUGGCUUGGCUCUUGGCUGAUCAGACUAUCCAUCCUAGCUUGAGAAAUCUGAAGAUAGACUGAACUCCUUGGCUGGACUCCUUGGCUGAAUGCCGUUCCGGUGUCGGAACUGGUCAAUUAGCAGAACUGGAUUCAUUAUCGUCAAGUGAACCGCCAAGUAUCGUGUAUUAUUAUUACACGCCAUUGCGGGCUAACGACUGCGUACGGAGAUGGAUCUUUCGUCUCCGUCGUUCAGACUGGGCGAAGCUUUCUAGCAGCGCGAGCUGAGAACGGUCGAUGUCUCCACGAUCUCGUGUUCUGAAGCAACGGAAGCACAUGUUUCCCUCAAGGAUGCGUCAAUUGCCGCUGCCAGCGCUGACCGGCUCUCGCCUUGUAUGGCUGGUAGUCUGGGCUGCAGUCGCGGCGCUGGUGGUUGUGCAACUCGCACCGAGAAUGCCGGGAAGCUCUCAAGUAUUGGACAUGGACGAAGAGCGAGAGAAUGACGAAAAUGACACGUCGCAAGCAGAUCCGUUACAGAUGCUGCAGCGACAAGGGAUUGCAUACGAUGUCGUUCCAAUUCGCGCUCCCUCUCAGAUCCACCUGCCUUCAGACAGCCAGUCUCUUACGCAGCCAAGUAGAAGUUUCAGAGAGCAAGAGCCAGAGCAGCUCCUUGUGCCAGCAUCAGAGCCCAGCAGCCUAAGCUACAAGGCAGAGGACCUUCAGAAGCGGCUAUGGCAGAACCCCCCAGCGCAUGGCUACGGGCCAUGUGUGGAGCCCAGUGACAGCUACAAGCGAGCCAGUGUGGAGAGAGGCAGCAGGAGUCGAGGGUAUCUGACGGUGCAUGCCAACGGGGGGCUCAACCAGAUGCGAGCUGGGAUCUGUGACAUGGUGGCUGUGGCGCGGAUCCUCAACGCCACUCUUGUUGUUCCUGAGCUCGAUAAGAGCUCCUUCUGGCAGGACUCCAGCAACUUCUCUGACGUGUUUGACACGGACCACUUCAUCUCAGCCCUCGCAUCCGACGUGCCUGUGGUGCGGCGCCUGCCGAAAGAGCUCAAGUACGCAGAGGUGAAGCGCGUGCACUUCACCAGCUGGUCGCCCCUCUCGUACUACUCCAAGGAGAUCGGACGAUACUGGCGCCAAUACAAGACUCCAGGCCCCAGACUCUAGACCCCAGACUUCAGACCCCAGACUC
Molecule: messenger RNA, 1189 nt
Organism: Closterium sp. NIES-67
Lineage: Eukaryota; Viridiplantae; Streptophyta; Zygnematophyceae; Desmidiales; Closteriaceae
Source: the annotation of a GenBank genome assembly